Messenger RNA from Bombyx mandarina (wild silkworm), 2707 nucleotides. Its product is annotated as RNA-binding protein MEX3B. Gene Ontology annotation, molecular function: RNA binding. The record is from RefSeq and is a predicted model, not a curated record. NCBI's taxonomy places the organism in Eukaryota, Metazoa, Arthropoda, Insecta, Lepidoptera, Bombycidae.
CGCACCUUAAAACGAUCGAACGCACCCCGUCUAUUAUUUUUUUAUUCAGUACCAGUGACCGAGAGGGAAACCUCUCCUUAAUCGACAAAAUAGCUUCCCAAGUGGAAAUGCCGACGAGCCUCUUCGGCGAAUUAGGCGGCGGAGGCGGGCUGGUGGAAGACCAGCGCGCGUUCAAGCUGGCUCUGGAGCUGAGCAUGCUGAGCCUGGGCGACAACUUGCCGGCGAGCAACCCGCUGGGGAGCCCGCUCGGGUUCGCGCCUCCUCCGGACGACCGGACCAAGAAGUCGCAGAACAUGACGGAGUGCGUGCCGGUGCCAUCCUCCGAGCACGUCGCCGAGAUCGUCGGACGACAAGGGUGCAAGAUUAAAGCUUUGCGAGCGAAGACUAACACUUACAUCAAGACACCGGUGAGGGGCGAGGAGCCCGUGUUUGUGGUCACCGGCCGCAAGGAGGACGUCGCGCGCGCCAAGCGUGAGAUCCUCUCGGCGGCUGAGCACUUCUCUCAGAUUCGCGCGUCGCGCAAGUGCGGGUCCGCGCCCCCGCCGCCCGCCGGCGCGCCCGGACACGUCACCGCGCAGGUGCGCGUGCCCUACCGCGUGGUCGGGCUGGUCGUCGGACCCAAGGGUGCCACCAUCAAACGCAUCCAACACACCACUCACACAUACAUCGUCACCCCGUCCCGCGAGCGCGAGCCCGUGUUCGAGGUGACCGGCUUGCCCGAGAGUGUGGAAGCGGCGCGCAAGGAGAUCGAGGCGCACAUCGCCCUGCGCACCGGCGCCGGGAACGCGGGGCCCGCGACGCCGGUCGACGAGAGCGAGCCGCUCGCACAGCUGUACCGGGCCGGGAUCGUCUCGCUGCUGCGGCCAGAACAAGAAGCGGCUUUCUCGUCAGCCGGCUCGUGCUCGUCGGGAGGCUCCUCCGGCCGGCUCGGUGACUUGCUCGGGAUCUGGUCCUCGACCGAGCGUGACGAGGGUCUGGGCGAGUCGCCGUCGUUCGAGUCUCCGGGCGGCGCGGCGGGCGUGUGGGCGUGGGGCCCGACCCGGCCCUCGCCGUCCACGUCUCCGGCCCGCGCGUGCGGGGUGUGCGGGGAGCGCGGCGUGGCGGCGGCGCUGGUGCCGUGCGGACACAACCUGUUCUGCAUGGAGUGCGCGCAGCGGCUGGCGACGGGCGGCGCGCCGUGCCCCGCGUGCUCGUCGCCGGCGCACCAGGCGAUCCGCAUCAUCUCGUAAGGCGCGUGCGAGUCGCGAGGGCGAGGGCCCGGGCCGCGCUCGCCGCCCGCCGCCGCGGGGUCUCGCCCCCUCGCACCUUCUCGACGUGGAGAUCUUUUUUACUCGAAUCGUUAUUAUAAAAUAUUAAAAGAUGUAAAAAAAUGCGUAAUCGAAAUCCUGGUGCCAAAGUCGGCGCCUCGCCGGCACGGCCCGUCCGCCGCGCCGUACCUAUCGUAAGUCGGCAGAGUUGUUCACGAUAUAUUUUCUUAUUAUGAACGUUUUUUAUUAGAUCGAGGGGCGCACACAGCGCUCCUCGGCUCAGAGAGAGUCGAUGUAACGUUACGAUAGAAUUUCGAAAAAAAAUCAUAAAAUUUAAAAAAAGUUGUAUAAUGAUUAUUGAUAGCGUAAAUGAGAAAUCGAAAAUUUAUAAAGCUUACCUAACGUAAUAGCGUAAAGUAUUAAGAUAUUAUAAUAAUAAUAUGAUAGGCGAGGACGGGCGGCGCGGGGAGCGGUCGCGCGGGUGGUUAGUUGAAUGUUUAGUGCGAGUAGUUAGUGGAGUGAGUCUCUGUGAGUGGCGAGUAGGUAAUGUUAGUUAAUGCGGUUGUGUCGAGUGGCGCGUCGGUUGGGUGCUCACGAAUGCUCACCGCGCCUCACCGCGUCUCACCGCUCCCCCGCGCGCGAUGCUCACUUUAUUUUUGACUAUACGAUUAUUCGCUUAAAUGAUAUUAUACAAUACGUACACACUAUGAUUACUAUAAUAUUAAUAUAAUGUUUGUUUUAAGUGUGUUUUAAUGUUUAGAUUUUUAUUGUAAUGUUUUUAUGGAUGAUUUUUAUCUGUACGAUUAUUAUUAUUGAUUAUUAUUUUAUGUGUUGACGAUGUUUUGUUUGUGAAUAGUGCGGCUGCGCAGGGAGCGCGGCCAGAGGCUGCUCUAUGCGACUUUCUUAGUCUUAUAUCAUAUAUCUCGACUAGAAAUUUAAAUAAUAAUUAAAUGAUAAAGAAUUAAUACGAUUCAUUCAUUAUUGUAUAACUAUAGUAGUCUGUAGCACGACAUUGAUUAUAACCAUUACCUAUUGAUACUUAUUAAGUAUUAUUAUUAUUAUUAUUAUGAUUAUAUUAUUGAAUAAAUUUAAAGAAUGCAUAAUUAUAUUGAAUAGGAAGCAUUAUUCUGUAUAACUCUAGUUAAAUAUAACGAUAUAAUAAAUAAUAAUGUUUGUGUAUGAUGAGACGUUUGACUCACGGGAGGCUGUUUUUAUGGAUUGAUAUUUUUUUAUUUUUUUACCGUAAUUAGUUUUUGACUUACUCAUGUUAAGGGUCGCGAGUAACUAACUGCCUAUUAGAUUAUAUUUUAAAAAUAAUGGUUACGUAAAAUCAGCCUCCGUCGUACUUAUUUAGAUCCAGUGAUUUCGAUAAUUUUAUUUUCGUAAUAAAUAAAUAAAUAAAAAUUAUGGAUAGACGCUUUAGGUUCAAAUAACGUUGUGAAAAUUUGUGAAUUUUUGUA